UCAAGGUGGAGUUAGGGUUUAGGAGACGUGUGGCUUCGAGAGCUCCACGUCGGGAGAGUUUAGCGGCGGCGGAUGUCAUCGGAGGAGACUCGAGAUUUCUUCACUAAACCCUUUGCUGAUUAGUUGUGUCCAGACAGCUCCUAAAGCGUGCCAUAAAAAAAAAAUCAAAAACUUUGAAGCUCUCUGGGAGUUUGGAGGAAACUCAAAGGAAGAUGGCGAAGUGGUCGAUCGUUAAGAGAAUCACCGUAUUUGGUGGUUCAUUCAAUUCUAUGAAACAUAUGGUGUUGGCUCCUGCUGAGUUGAGCUGGACCUGCUCCUUCUCGGCGAUGCACUCUUUGAUAGACACAGGAGGAGGAGAAGAAGUCCCGAAGAAAACGGCUGAGAACAGUGGUAGUAGUGGUUCAAACUCCAUCAGAAGAAUCGAUGAUUACACGAGUCUUGUGGAGAAAUAUAGAAGAGAUGGGAACCUUUCUGCUGCGUACGACUUGUUACACUCCUUGCAAGACAAGAAGAACAUUUGCUUCCCUGUUUCGGUCCUGAACAACCUUCUUGCAGCAGCGGGUGGGGAGAAGGAUACGAAGCUCUCUUGCAGAGCUUUCAGAUUGCUGUUGUUCCAAGCGGCGGGUACUGCGCCUCUGAGUUGGGAUUGUUAUCUCAACCUCGCCAGAGCCUUUAUCGACACCGAUGAUUGCUUUCACUUGUUGGACCUUCUAAGAGAAGUGUCGGUGUCUUCUCUUCCGUGUAGGUUAAUAGUAAUAAACAGAACCAUCCUUGCGUUUGCCGAGUCUCGACAGGUCGAUAAGGUAGUUAAGAUACUUGAUAAGAUGAAAGAGUGGGAAUGUAAACCAGAUGUUAUCACGUACAACUCGGUUUUGGAUGUGUUAGGACGAGCUGGCUUAGUCAAUGAGAUGCUUAAGUUAUUGUCAUCGAUGAAGGAAGAGUCCGAUGUGUCUCUCAACAUCAUUACAUACAACACGGUGUUAAACGGGACGAGGAGAGCUUGUAGGUUCGAUAUGUGUUUGGUGUUAUACCAAGAAAUGGUUGGGUGUGGGAUCGAGCCUGAUCUGCUCAGCUACACAGCAGUGAUAGACAGUUUGGGUCGAUCGGGGAACACGAAGGAAGCGUUGAGGCUCUUCGAUGAGAUGAAAGAGCGGGAGAAGAUCCGACCGUCAGUUUAUGUCUACCGAGCAUUGAUCGAUUGUCUGAAGAAGUCAGGAGAGUUUCAGAGGGCAUUGCAGCUUUCAGAUGAGUUGAAGAACACUUCAUCGUUAGAUUUGGCAGGUCCACUAGAUUUCAAACGGUACUUGAGACCACUUAGACGCUAAAAAGGCCUCUAGUUUUCAGCAGAUGUGUGUUUCAAUUUUUGGUAAGGCAUAUGUAAUGAAAAUCAAAACACAAUUUUGAUUUUGAUUUGAAGAACCUGAUAGAAUGACAAUAAAGGUUUUAAAAAAAUUGUAUUGAUGGA
This is a messenger RNA of Raphanus sativus (radish), 1465 nucleotides long. Its product is annotated as pentatricopeptide repeat-containing protein At1g11900. Lineage: Eukaryota; Viridiplantae; Streptophyta; Magnoliopsida; Brassicales; Brassicaceae. The record is from RefSeq and is a predicted model, not a curated record. The transcript is spliced from 3 exons. Bases 213 to 1325 code for a protein of 370 amino acids. Gene Ontology annotation, molecular function: protein binding.